This is a messenger RNA of Oryctolagus cuniculus (rabbit), 1099 nucleotides long. Its product is annotated as protein HP-25 homolog 1. The record is from RefSeq and is a predicted model, not a curated record. NCBI's taxonomy places the organism in Eukaryota, Metazoa, Chordata, Mammalia, Lagomorpha, Leporidae. Gene Ontology annotation, molecular function: protein binding.
CAGCUUAGCAUGUUUGAAUGUUUAACUGCUGUGGUUAAAAGUUAACUUUGACUUCAGCCUUAGGAGACUGGAAAAUGAAAAAUUGAGAGAAAUCAGCUUAAUCAAACCAGCAGCACACAGUUUCAAAAACCAAGCAGAUAGGAAGGAAGGAGCAGGUAAGGUGGUGAUCCCUGAAGGACCAUUUCGAUGCCUGGGCCGCGAGGAAGAGUCCUCCCUGUGGGCACGGAGGGUUUCCGGAUUUUGGCCCUCUUCACUCUGUUACUUGCAGCUGGUAUCACAUCUUCGCAAGAUCCUAAUCAAUGUGGACCUCCAGGGCCUCCAGGAAUUCCAGGGCCCCCAGGGCCUCCAGGGCCUCCAGGACCAAUGGGUCCACCAGGAUUCAUGGGUAUACCUGGACCACCUGGGCUACCUGGGCGUGUUGAGAAGUGCCCACCAACAUCCGCAUUUUCUGUGAAGCUGAAUGGGUCUUUCCCAGGACCCCUGCAGCCCAUUGUCUUCCAGGAAGCUCUGUACAACCAUCGGGGCCACUUCGACCUGGCCACUGGAGUGUUCACCUGCACUGUUCCUGGUUUAUACCACUUUGGCUUCGACAUUGCCCUGUUUCAGAAUGCUGUAAAAGUGGCUCUCAUGAAGAAUGGCCUCCAGGUCAGGGACAAACAAGCGGAAGCCAAGGACAGCCACGAGCAUGUGUCAGGAAGUUCCAUCGUGCAGCUAGAGAAAGGGGACCGGGUCUGGCUGGAGUCUAAGCUGGACAAGGCAGAGUCUGAAAAAGGAGCCACGCCCACUGUCUUCUAUGGGUUUUUGCUCUAUAGUGAUUAAUAAGAUCAGGAGUACCAGAUGCUUCUCCACCUAAGGAGCUCAGAACUUAAGAAAAGCAUCUUUCGAUUAAAAAAAAAAAAACAAACAAAAAAAAACAAACAAAAAAAAACAAACAGGGGAAGGCAGGUGUAAUUUGUUGAUUGCAAUAAAUACAUGAUGCUCUUAUAAGAUGUUAAUAAUGGGGGAAUCUGGGUGUGGGCACCUAAGAACUCAAUGUUAUACAAUUUUUGUUUUGUAAUUUGAGACUAUUAUGAAAUAAAAAAGAUUACAAAGAAGAAAA